AUGCCUCCCAAGGCCAUCACUAUUGAUCUCGGCUUGACUGCCUCCAACAUCGCCGUUAUCCGCGCCUCUCUCAUUCAUGUCGACUCUUUCAAGCCCGACAUGGCUGCCGUUUCUCACGAGAUCGGUAUCAAGAACAAGAACAACGCUCCCCGUGACCUCAAGGCGGCUCUCAAGAAGCUCAAUCUGAUCUACAAGGACGGAAAGGUCUUCUCAGCUACUGAGGGUGACGCCACUGCUGGUCCGGCUGCCAGCGGUACGACCAAGGCCAACGCUUCUCCUGCGAAAGGUUCGGGUGGAAAGAAGCGCAAGGCUAGCGAGGAGACUGAGGGUGAUGAGAGUGCCAAGAAGCCCAAGCACGAGGAAAGUGAGAAUGGCGAGGAUACGAAGGAGUUUGAUGAUGCUGGUGCGACCUCGGCCUAA
Messenger RNA from Cyphellophora europaea CBS 101466, 420 nucleotides. RefSeq lists its product as uncharacterized. Lineage: Eukaryota; Fungi; Ascomycota; Eurotiomycetes; Chaetothyriales; Cyphellophoraceae. The record is from RefSeq and is a predicted model, not a curated record. The coding region runs from base 1 to 420 and encodes 139 amino acids. The transcript has 2 exons.